AUGGCUCGUUUCAGGAGGCAAUUAGCCAGAUCAAAAUACAUUAGUUCCAUCAGAGAUUCCAGAGCAAAAGAACUUAUUCAUGGGAGCGACGCUUCAGCAAUGCGAAGCAAAAAACUCGACCUUCCAACAGACGGACCUUUUAAGAAAAUUCUCAUCGAUCACGAAAUUUCAAAAAGUUGUCGCUUAUUGUUUUCGUUUUGCAGAAAGGAGUCUCGGAAAACAGGGUCGCUGACAGUAGGGGAACUCGACAGAGCCCUGAACAAAAUAAUUCAAUGGACCCAAGAGGAAGCAUUUCCGAAAGAGAUUAAAAAUUUGCGGGCCGGGAAGAUAAUCGACAAUCGGAGCACUUUAAUCAAUCUCAAACCACUCAUAGAUAAUGUGGGUCUCCUGAGAGUAGGAGGGCGAUUGAACAAAGUAAAAAUUUCGGAGGAGCAAAAACAUCCCAUCAUCCUUCCUGCCAAACAUCAUAUAACGAUGCUACUGCUCCGCGAAGAAUACGUUGAAUUGUUACAUUGCGGUCCACGGCAGCUUCUUAGUUCCAUACACAAUAGAUACUGGCCUCAACCCGGAACACGAGAGGUUCGUAAAGUAACACGUGGUUGUGUGCCGUGCUUUCGGUACAAACCUAAAGCACAAGAACACUUAAUAGCAGACCUACCAGAAUCUAGAGUCAAUAUAUUCUCUAAGCCCUUCGCGAUCACAGGGAUUGACUAUGCAGGAUCCUUGCAGGUCAGAGAAAGUCGAAGAAGAGGACAGAUUCAUAUAUCGAAAGGUUAUAUUGCCGUGUUUACUUGCUUUGCAACAAAAGCAGUACAUUUAGAGUUGGUCAGCGAUCUGACUACAGCAACAUUCUUAGCAGCACUUCGGCGAUUUAUAAGUCGUAGAGGACUUUGUUCUACUAUUUAUUCAGAUAACGCUACAAAUUUUAUAGGAGCAGCACGAGAACUCGAAGAUAUCUAUACGUUCCUGAAAAUUCAUAACCCAGAAUUGCAAAUAAUAUUAGCAGCUCAGAGGAUCGAAUGA
Mycetomoellerius zeteki is the source of this 1023-nucleotide messenger RNA. RefSeq lists its product as uncharacterized. Bases 1 to 1023 code for a protein of 340 amino acids. NCBI's taxonomy places the organism in Eukaryota, Metazoa, Arthropoda, Insecta, Hymenoptera, Formicidae. The transcript has a single exon. Gene Ontology annotation, molecular function: nucleic acid binding. The record is from RefSeq and is a predicted model, not a curated record.